AUGACACCAAGUGAAAAUGGAGAAACUCCAUUGAUAAAUUUUAAACCCGUGCGAAAAAGUCGUUGGCGUCUCUCUGAAGUUCCACCAGAAAUCAUGCAAUUAAUCACUCCUCCUAGUUCUGAAGCAUCGGGUUCUCCUACAAGGUUUUUACCUAGCACGCCUGGCACACCAUUCUCAACUACAACUCAGUUAAUCGACGAUCAUUGUUCGCCAUUACCUUCUCCAAAGUUAAAUAGAUCAAAUUUACGUAAAAAACUUCGUAAAAAUCCUUAUCCAGUUCGUUCGCCAGACAGAGAAACAACUGAAGACACUAUGUGUUUAAGAAUCAAUGUAUAUGAUAUUUACAAGAAAAAUCCAAAAGCUUUAUUAGAUAGACCACAAUAUAGACGAAAUGGUUACAGAAGAUUACAAUCCGUUUGGGAUACAAAAAUUGAUAAAACUCAACCUCCUCCUCCUCCAUUACCAUUUGAUGAAUUGAUGAGUAACUUGGAAGAUUUAGAACUUAGUAAUAAAAUUUUAGACACAAUCGAACGUCCGAAAAUUACAUGGAGAGGUCCUGAAUCAAAUGUUGAUAUAUUACCUCAUGCGAGCGUUUUACAUAGA
Messenger RNA from Racocetra persica, 603 nucleotides. The record is from the annotation of a GenBank genome assembly. Lineage: Eukaryota; Fungi; Glomeromycota; Glomeromycetes; Diversisporales; Gigasporaceae.